Molecule: messenger RNA, 1154 nt
Organism: Chironomus riparius
Lineage: Eukaryota; Metazoa; Arthropoda; Insecta; Diptera; Chironomidae
Source: the annotation of a GenBank genome assembly
AUCCUAUGAAAGGCAGACAGACAUACACUUAAUUAUGCUCAAAAAAUCGAGCUAUCUUACACAACAUGCUACAAAAGUUUUUUAGGGCCUCCACCAUAUAAGCGACACGCAAUAUCACAAUACAUAAAUUCUCCUUAUUCAUUCUGUAUAUUAUUUUUUAAAUCGACAGAAAUUAUCCUUGAGUUGUCGCUCAGUCAUUCGAGUAUCGAUUUAAAGUAACUAUGUGAAAAUUUCUCUCUUCUCGUGCUUAUUCCCUUUUCAAAAAGAACUUAUUUUAGUAACUGUCACAAAAUAUUUAUGAUAUCAAAAAUUUACAUGAGAAAUAACUUUUUUGAAACUAUCUAGCAUCAUUAUCCUUCUUCCUUUUCUUUCUCGCUCUCAUUUAAAAUAUUAAGCGCAAUGCUGAUUGUGAUAUCGACAAUUGUUUGUCUUAUAUGUUACUGCUGCCAUCGAAAGACUAAAAUGCGAUCAUCGCUGUACAUGCAACAAAGAUGGUUCGACAGUGAUUACAACAUGGAAGUGUACAGCAUUGAGCAGUAUUAUGACAUAACGACACUGAAUGAUGGAAAUGACGAUUCCAUAACAAUGAGAAGUGUCAAUGAACGACCACCUUCUUAUGAAUGCAUAAUGGCAUUCAAUGAAGAGUUUGUGAAGCAGCAAAAAGCUUUGAUUACAUCGCCAAGAUGCAGUGGAAUUGCUAGAAGCAUGUCAAUGGACAGCACACCAUCAAAUAAGGAAUUAGAUUUUAACGGGAAUGUUGCUCAGUCAGUUUCACAGACUGAAAUGAAUGAUCGAUUAAAUAACAACAAUGAGCCUAAUACUGCGUCAACAUCGGACGGUAAUAAUAUUGAGGAACUAAACAAUAAUAAUAUCGUAAAUGAGAAUGAUGGGGACGGAAGCUCAAUUGAUUUGGAUAUGAUUAAAGCAAAUGGAAUUAUUAAAUUGGACAUGUCGAGAAUCAUGGAUUGCACUGGAUUACCGACAUACGAAGCAGCUUUAAAGUUGAAAUCAAGUAAUUAUAUUUAAAUGUGUAUCAAAUGUCACACUGUAGUAUUUCUAGCAGAACAGAACAGAAAAGUACGGAAAACAUAUAAUACUUUGUGCCUCUAAAUACAAACAAUGACUGACUAUAUAGCGUCGAAUUACUACUUGCA